Messenger RNA from Lodderomyces parapsilosis, 1026 nucleotides. RefSeq names its product Seh1p (gene SEH1). Gene Ontology annotation, cellular component: Seh1-associated complex; nuclear pore outer ring. The coding region runs from base 1 to 1026 and encodes 341 amino acids. The record is from RefSeq and is a predicted model, not a curated record. Gene Ontology annotation, biological process: positive regulation of TORC1 signaling; cellular response to amino acid starvation. Gene Ontology annotation, molecular function: structural molecule activity; protein binding. The transcript has a single exon. Lineage: Eukaryota; Fungi; Ascomycota; Pichiomycetes; Serinales; Debaryomycetaceae.
AUGCAGCCAUUCGUUACAGGACAUGAAGAGUUAAUUCAUGAUAUAAAAUAUGAUUUCUAUGGCAAACAUAUAGCAACAGCGUCAUCCGAUCAACACAUAAAAGUAUUUGACUUUGAUGCAGCUACAACUUCGUGGAUUUUGAACGAUCUGUGGAGAGCUCAUGACUCACUGAUAUUGAGGAUUUCAUGGGCCCAUCCCGAGUUCUCGAGCUCCAAAAUAUUGGCUUCUUGCUCUUACGAUAGGACGGUGAAAGUUUGGGAGGAGCAGCCGAUGGAGCUACAUGGAUCUGGUAGAAGGUGGACAAGGUUAGCGACACUAGCCAUAGAGUCAUAUGGCCCAAUAUAUGACGUCAAAUUUGCUCCUAAUCAUUUGGGUUUGAAAUUGGGGUGCAUUGGAAGUGAUGGAAUUUUCAGGGUCUAUGAAUCAUUGGAGCCCAAUGACUUGACUAAUUGGGCACUCACAACAGAGAUACCGAUACUUAGUCAGCUGCUCCCAGCAAAAAGCUUGCAGAGUAGUUUUGCCAUUGAAUGGUGUCCGUCAAAAUUCACCAAAACUGAGAAAUUCAUUGUGGUUGCAUUGGAUCAAGGUUUUAUUUAUACAAACGCACCCAAGGAUACAGAAUCAGGAGAGGAUGGUGGACAUCAAGAAAAGUAUGUGAAAGUUUGUGACUUACCGGAACACAAUGGUCUAAUAAGAUCAGUGAGCUGGGCCCCAUCCAUGGGAAGGAGCUAUCAUUUGAUUGCCACUGGAUGUAAAGAUGGUUAUGUGAGGAUUUUUAAAGCUACAGAGACUUCAAAUGGUGACUUCAAUAUUGAAACUCUAGCAAAGAUGAAUGAUCAUCAAUGUGAAGUUUGGCGCGUUAAUUGGAAUAUGACAGGCACUAUAUUGUCAUCUGCUGGUGACGAUGGGAAAUUGAGACUAUGGAAAUGUAAUUAUUUAAGUGAGUGGAAGUGUAUGAGUGUCAUCAACACAAGCAAUAGGUCAGACAGUAGGAGUAUAGAGCACGAAAUUAGCAAAUCUAGGUAG